CAUCCUUGGAUUCUGCCGUGAGCACGGGCCCACUGCACGACAACUUAACGGGACAACAAUGGUGCGCGCCUCGGCGGCUGAAUCCACAUGGCUGCUGGUAGUUCAGGGGACCGGGGAUCGUGGUCAAUGUGACAUUCACUAGCACGCUGGUGUUUGAGGUUAUUGUUCUGGUCCGAGACGCAGAGCAGCGAUUCUCUGAGAAGAUGUUGAGCCGAUUCAUGAGUGGCAGCAUCAGGAAUCUUGAGCGGGAAUACAGCUGCACCGUCAGACAGCUGGAUGAUACGGAAUAUACGUGCAACAUUCAGCGGGAUGCAAAGGGACAGUAUCUGUUUGACCUCACCUGCCACCACCUCAACUUGCUGGAGAAAGACUAUUUUGGCAUCAGAUAUGUGGAUCCAGACAAGCAGCGGCACUGGUUGGACUGCUCAAAAUCAAUUGCAAAGCAAAUGAAAUGUCAGCCUCCGUUCACCAUGUGUCUGAGAGUCAAGUUCUACCCUCCUGAGCCCGCUUAUCUAAAGGAGGAAAUCACUCGAUAUCUUGUCUUCCUGCAAAUCAAGAGAGACCUCUACCACGGUCGUCUCUUGUGUAAAACAUCAGACGCGGCCAUGUUGGCUGCACACAUCCUUCAAGCGGAGAUCGGAAAUUACGACCCUGGGAAGCAUCCUGAAGGUUACAGCUCCAAAUUCCAGUUCUUCCCUAAACAUUCGGAGAAGCUGGAGCGCCGGAUUUCAGACAUACACAAGAGAGAGCUGAUCGGGCAAACACCUGAAACAUCAGAGCGAAAUUUCCUCCAGAAAGCCCAGAUGCUGGAGACAUAUGGUGUUGAUCCACAUCCAUGCAAGGAUGUGUCGGGGAACCCUGCUUUCCUCGCCUUCACACCGUUUGGUUUUGUGGUGCUUCAGGGAAACAAGAGGGUUCAUUUUCUCAAAUGGAACGAGUUGACCAAACUGAAGUUUGAAGGCAAGACGUUCCAUGUAUAUGCAAAUCAGAAGGAGGAAAAAAAGAUCAUCUUGGCGUACUUUGCACCCACACCGGAGGCAUGCAAGCACCUUUGGAAGUGCGGAGUGGAGAAUCAAGCAUUUUAUAAGCAUGAGAAGUCGAGUCAGGUUCGCACGGUGUCCAGCAGCAACCUGUUCUUCAAGGGCAGCCGUUUCCGUUUCAGUGGACGAGUGGCAAAAGAGGUGAUGGAGCAGAGUGCCAAAAUCAAACGCGAACCUCCAGAAAUACACAGGGCUGGCCUCGUGCCCAGCAGAAGUUGUCCAUCCAUCACCCAAGGGCCUCGUCUCGCCAGUGUACCGCGCACGCGUCGCAGAGCUGUGCACAUAUCUAUUAUGGAGGGUCUGGAGUGUCUGCGUGACAGUGCUCACUCGACACCGGUGCGUUCAGUGUCCCACGGGGAAUGCUUCUUACCGCGCUCCCGGAGCCAGGCCGCAGACACCAGUGAGAGGACUGCGGUGAUCUCGGACGAGGCCUACAGCCCGUCCGACAGCGUGCUGCCCACCCCGGUGGCCGAGCACAGCACGGAGCUGGCCGUCUCGCACCAGAUCAACGGGGCGCCCUGCAGCAUCGAGGAGGAGAAAGAGUCAGAGGCAGGCACCCCCAUGCGCGGGGAAGUGGGUGAUAUUGGUGCGGACGGUAGUGUAGGGGGGGACUCGGCUCUCAGCGAGGUGGAACAGGUGAAUAAAUUUGUCUUAAGUGUCCUCCGUUUGCUCCUUGUGACCAUUGGACUUCUCUUUGUCUUGCUCCUCCUCCUCAUCAUCCUCACCGAGUCCGACCUUGAGAUUGCAUUUUUACGUGAUAUCCGCCAGACCCCCGAAUUUGAGCAGUUCCAUUUCGAAUACUUUUGUCCCCUCAGGCGGUGGUUUGCCUGCAAGCUCCGCUGGGUGGGCGGGUUGCUCAUUAACAAGUGAGAGCGAGGUCGUAGAGGUCGUAGAGGCCGUAGAGCUCGUAAGCCCGUUCGGGGGUCUGAGAUGACGGUUAGGACUCCGGAGUGAUGGAGGGCAGCCUCGUCCCAACAUGAACCGUGCCUCUCUCAUCAUCCUCUCACAGACAUUCAGCUUGGACCACUCCUGGUAACACCGGGCCAGGAUCUCUGCUCCCCUUUUCCACUUUGAGUUAACCCCCCUACCCACCCAACCACCUCCUCGUUUUGCUUGUUUUCUUUUUUUCUUCUUCUUCUUUUUUUCUACAAAUCCAGAGGACACCUUUUUGGCAUUUUUUAAUUUUUUUAUUUCAACUCAUUUCAGGUAUUUUUAUUUUUUCAAAUAACACAAAGGAGAAAAAAAAGUAUCCUGAAAUCAAAGAACUGAAGAAGUUUAAACAAUUUAUUUUUCAAGAACAGAAGACUUCAUUGCAAUGGUUGAAAGUUGCCUUCAUUAUUAUUUAUUGCUUUCAAACAUGUAUUUUGCAAAAGGAAAUGAGAACAGAAGAACAGCAAUCGAGGAAGUUGAUUUGUCAUGAAAAGGAAGAUGGAAGUGAGUUAUGUUAGAGAUAUGCCCUUUGGUGUAAAGUCUAUGUGAGGAAAAGGAGUAUAAUAUCAUUUGAUAUUGGUUCAUCCCCAUCAUAAGUCAACUAGAAACAGCACAACAGCAUAUACACCUCAGCAGGAGGAAAACUAACAGUUUGAAGGGAAUAAUGGUGAAGGUUCACGAAACAGAGCAGGCGAUUACAAAAGGCCUUUUUUUAAAGAAUAAGAUGAUGACUGGAUUUUGUGGAUUGUUUAAAUAUACAAUUAGCUUAAGUAGACCUUGGUAUACAAAGUAAACUCAUGAAGAACAGUAUUGUUUUUCUAUGAUUUCUUUUCGGCAUACUGUUAAAUAAAGAAGUACCAAUAGUGUUAUUUGAGCCAGUAGUGUCAGAUGUGGUGAGAGAAAUAUUCAGGACAAGCAAAGAUUUGCUGGCACCAAUAAAUGAUAGUCUAGAUAGAUGUGAAAUUCUCAUAUGGUUUAAAUAAUUAAGUACAUUUUAAUGUGCUCAUUUCUUCUGUUGUUCUGUUAUUUCUCCUUUAAAUUUGAUUUGUAUUUUUCAACAAGUUGAAAUUCGAUGAAUUUCAAUAAUUUCUUUUCAUGAAGAGUUUAUCAUUUUAUUUGUUUCAUAUCAACCUUGCUCUUAGGUUUAUGUAACAUACUAUAUUAUUAUUAUUAUUAGAAUAAGAAUAUUGAUGUACUUUUUGUACAAAUGAGUUUCUUUCCUAAUAUAUAUUGACAGGUUUUCCAUGUAUAUUUUAACAGAACUGAAAUGUUAUUUUGUUAUUGAAGAUUAAAUUAUACCUUUUUUAGAGCUGUGUUUCAAGUAAGGUCAGAAGCAUUUAUGGAAAUGUGGUAGUGGGGACUAAAAAACAGGGUUUUUAUCCAGAUCCACUCAACACUGAUCACACCUCACCACUCCACCAGCAGUGAAUCAGCCUUCAGUGUGUGUGCAAUAUUAAUGAUCAUUUUAAUGAACGUGUAUUUGUACAGCAUGAAGUCUGGAGGUAUCAUUAUGCCACCACAAAUACCAAAUAAUACAAAAGCACAUUUUCAUCAUUCAUUCAUACCAUAUCUUAUUGUACUUGAAGAGUUUGGAGAGGUGACAGCGAGCCUGACCGAUACUGCAUGUUGUGACCCCUGACCUAUAAACUUACACUAGAAUUCAUUCUGAAAAAGUAGGGAGCAACAUUACAGUGGAAACAAUUACUUCAAACACUGAUACCAAUUAAUUGCCAUAUUUCAAGUAAACAGUUUUACACAAAAUAUUUUUGAUUUCUGUUGUUCAUCUUUGUAAAUUUAAUAUCUUUGAGUUUGGGACUGUAGGUUGGAUGUAAAACGAUUAUAAUUAUAAUGGAGACUUUUCACUAUAAACUGACGUUUCAUUGAUCAAACAAUUCAUGAAAAAAAGAUGAGCAGAUAACAAAAACAAACAUUUGAUCAGUAUUAAAUUAAGAAUGAACAAUUAAAUGUGGCCGGAAAUGCAAAGUAUUUGGUGGAAGUCUGCUUGACAAACUGCAGUAUGUAAUGAUGACGUUUUCUGGUGCACCUCGUGCUCAUUAUUUAAAAAAUGAUGUGCAAUAAUGACUUCCUUCCCUUACUUAUCGGCCACAAUAUAAAAGCAGAUACCAAUAAACCGAUAUUGAUAAAUAAUACAUGCUUUUAAAUCGGUCGGUCAGGCUCUAGACUCUUCAGCCUUACGGCUCUAGGAAGCAAUAAUUGCCACGGCUGCUGGAUUCUGGGUAAAAUCUGUUUUUUGUAUUGCAUGUCUACUUCCUGCACCAAGUGCAGGAGUUACUGUGUCUGUACGUGGGAAUGGAGACGAGACUCAAGGUGGUUGGACCGAGAGGAGUGGAAACGUCAAAACAUAUUUUGCCAAAAGACCAGAAGGACUUGGUGGAAGGAAAAGAGAAAGAUAGAGAAUAUGGGAUAUCAAAGGCCUUUAUGAGAGGUUCAAUGAAAGUGGGAUUUAUAAAAUAAUUUGGGAAUGGAAGGCCCUCAGUGGCUCAUCACUCUAAUGGCUGUACAGGGUUGCUUGUUUUUGGCCUGCUGUUUCAAAUGCCACACUCUCUUCCCAGCACCUGCAGCUGCUCCACUGAAGGCCCGAUGGUGCAGCCUCCUUUGUUUGCUCCAGUGUAAUCCGAGCGCAUCACUCUUUCGCUAAAUUGUAGUCCUGACCACAGAGUAGCACGCACUUUGGCGUUGUGGCUGGGUCCACUCUUGUAGCUCAUUAUCCUUCAAUCAUCCGUGGUGGAGGAAGCAGCACUAACAUUUCUCAGCAAGAUGCUGGAGGAAAUAUCACAUCAUUAGAGCUAAAUUGGCAAUAAACCUUCAUGCAUAGAGUGUAGGAGCUUAUUUAUCUCAAGUAAUAAUUUGUAACUUGGUUACGUCCAAUAAAUAGCAAUGCAAAGAAGCACAUUUUCACUAACUGGGUGGAGCAAGGUGGGCAGGUUGACUUUUGUGUAUAUUCAUACUUCAUAUUUAUUACUUCUAUACUGACUGGCCAGUACAGCCAGGCUGACUGGUUAGCAGGACAUCUUUUAAAGGUGUUUCUCAUACAUCUAUUCAGCAUUAUGUAGCUUCAGUGGUCUCUCUGAACAUGCAACAGUAAAAAAAAAAGAAAAAGGCAGCGCUAUUCAAGGAGCAAUAAUCAGUUGUAAGAGCAAAUAUGAUGCGAUUUACAAACUUGUGUAUGAAAAACCGACAAAAAGGAAGUCAAGGAUGUCCUUUCUGUUUCUAUAAAAAAACACGUACCAAAUUGUUGGUAAUUUCUGUCGAACGAAGACCUGCCUACUGAGACACUUGGUUACUGUUUGAAUUCAUUGACAAAAUUUGAUGAAACUCCGUUUUUCCUUCGAGACCUCUUGUGUGGAUGUCUGUUCCGCUGUUUCAUUGUUAAGUGACAGAUUGUUCCUUGUGCCUGGAUCCUAACUCUGCAGUUAACCAAAGUGACAAAGAUGAAAGAAUGGAGAACAAAAGACUCAACAUCCCUAACAACUGUACUUCAGACUGCUCCAUCCUUAAAUCUCCCAGGCCAAGAUGGAAAAACAGUGUUCAUCUGUCUGAAACUAUUCAUAAUGCACACUGGGCAGCCUGCAGUCUUAAUAUCUUAAUUUGUCUUUGAAGGUUUCCUCCAACAAACCGGACUUUAAUGUUACAUUUCAGUGGCCGUGUCCUGUUUACAUAUGUAAGUUAUUUUACUUCAUGGGAGAUUGCUGCAGUUUUUGGCCGGAUGUGUGACUUUUGAUGAAUGAGUGUGACUGUCAUCCAUGGUUUACACAUCAGAAACAGCUGCUCCGUCCCUGAAAAGCAGCAGUGAAGGUACAGCCAUGCAAAUGCAAUGUGGUGCUGUGGAAGUUGAAGCACCGAUUCUUGUGUUGAAAUGUAAUACACGGGGAUAGACUCAAUAACAGAAACACCCACAUGGCAUUAUGGAACAAACCUACGACAAGUCCUAAAUGUUUUCAUUAAGGUGGUGUCAAAGGCAUGUUUGGAGUCAUUUCUGAGGUCUUUCAUCGUGUUUUCUUACAGAACUUUUGCUGUGAGGUGGUUUUGUUAUUUUGUCUACUCCAUGUUUUAAAUGUAUGUGAUACAUUCAGUUUUGAGGAUCGGUAUCAAGAGAUUUAUUCACAAUUGGCUACCUAAAUGUCAUUCCUGGUCAAAAACCCUGUCAUAGUAAUGAGGUUGAUGAAAGUAACUCGUCACAACUGAAGGAAUAUUGAUCUACCCUUUGCCCCCGUCAGCUCCCGGUCAAUGAGUGUGUGUGCAUAUCCAUGUCUGGUGGUGUUCUGUAGUCUGCAUCGUUAUCCUGGGAUUGGAUAUUUGUUUAAUUACGUCAUAUAUAUAGAAGUUAAUAUAUAGACAUAUAUAAAUCCAUGUGCCAAAUCCAGUUCUUGUUGUCUGAUCCAUUCCAAAAUCCAUGUUUGUACUGUAGGUGUACCCUUCUGUACAAGUCAGUAUAAAAUAUUGUUUCUCUCCAAUAGUCCCUUGUAACUGGUGCCAUUCAAUAAAACUAUUCAAACUCAAAAUAAACAUUGAUUUAAAAACAUG
Molecule: messenger RNA, 6515 nt
Organism: Pseudoliparis swirei
Lineage: Eukaryota; Metazoa; Chordata; Actinopteri; Perciformes; Liparidae
Product: FERM domain-containing protein 5
Exons: 14
Coding region: 204-1910 (568 amino acids)
Cellular component (GO): cytoskeleton
Source: RefSeq, a predicted model, not a curated record